Mesorhabditis spiculigera is the source of this 339-nucleotide messenger RNA. The record is from the annotation of a GenBank genome assembly. Lineage: Eukaryota; Metazoa; Nematoda; Chromadorea; Rhabditida; Rhabditidae.
AUGCACCAAGGGCGAUCGGGCGAAGCGACACCGGCGCCAGCAGCGUCGGCCACCCGGGCGACGCCCCCGCCGAAGAAGGCGCCCUCGCCGGCGAAGGCGAAGCGCCCCCCGUCGCCGCACGAGAUCCAGCAGGUCGAGACGCUCACCAGCAAAUCCCUCAAAUCGAAACAGCAACAACCCCCGCAACACGAACAGCAGCAACCCAUCCCCGCAGCCAACACCGCCGGCAAUUCGUCGUCGUCGAAAAAGAAGGAGAAGAAGAUUGACGUGUGGGAGUGCGCGGAGACGCAGAUCCCGCCGGUACUGCGCUCCGAGUACCUGUUCGAGUUCCUGAGCGCC